Messenger RNA from Ambispora gerdemannii, 2841 nucleotides. NCBI's taxonomy places the organism in Eukaryota, Fungi, Glomeromycota, Glomeromycetes, Archaeosporales, Ambisporaceae. The record is from the annotation of a GenBank genome assembly.
AUGGGCGAAAAAGUAUGCGCCCUACUAGAUAGAUUCGCGAUACUCAUACAAAUACUGUUGGGCACGAUUGCGUUCUCGACAUUAAUUUAUAAACGACAUCGCGAACGCCCACAGAGACCUGUUAAAAUUUGGUUGUUCGAUGUGAGCAAACAGGUCAUUGGAGCAUGUAUGAUGCACGGACUAAACUUGUUCGCUUCUCUUAUAGCAGGAGAAAAUGAACAAGAAAUCACGAAUCCAUGUGUUUGGUAUUUUCUUAAUAUAUUCCUGGAUUGUACAUUAGGUGUUUUUAUUUUAUUCACACUUCUCAAAUUAUUGCAUAAGGGUGCGAGUUCACUCGGGGUACAAGGAGUACGGAGUGGUGACUACGGCAUGCCACCAAGAGUCACGUGGUGGCUUAAACAACUUUCGCUAUUCAUCAUCGGCCUAUUCACCAUGAAAACAAUCGUCGUGUUACUCAUUCACAUUGCACCAUUCCUAUUCAAACUCGGCGAAUGGUCAAUACACUGGACCGAAUCAGACCCAAAACUACAAAUCGUAUUCGUCAUGUUAAUUUUCCCACUCAUCAUGAACAUUGUACAGUUCUGGUUGGUGGAUCAAGUAAUCAAGAAACGAUUCGAGCAUAUAAAAUUGGAUAAUCCAAGUGACGCGUUCGCGGGUGAAGAUGAUGUGUUUUUACAUCGAGAAUAUAGUCUGGAUGGGGAUUCGCCGUUGUCCCCGCAUCACCGAUAUAAUACUAGUGAUCCACCAACGGCUUCGUUAAACGAUGACGAUAAAGAGAAUAAUAAUGUUACGGUAGUAAUUACAAAACAAAAUCCACGCGGUUCAAACCUUUCUACGUCAUUAUCAAAACCAUCGCCUUUUCAGAAUUUUACAUACACUACAGCAUCCUCCAAUACACCCGAUGGCACUGGCUCUGGUCGAGGACGAAGCCGUGGCCGCGGGUCUAAUUCAGGACUAAUAACCAUAGCCGGCAAGAAUUUUGAUAUUUCGCCAACCCCAGCGUCAUCACCACCUUCACAACCACCAGCACGAAAAAAAAUAGAAAUAGACAAUGUUGGGGUUAAUAAUUUUGUUUCAACACAGCAAUUUGAAGAUGCAGAAGAACCUGUAUCGUUAUCUAAAGGUAGAAUACAACAAUCACAAAAUCAGAAAAUGAAACAAAAUAAUAAAACGUUAAACAGAGACGGCGAAUACGCCAGCAUGAUAAUUUCGUUGGUUAAAGAUACAAUUGUGAACUCGAAGAAUACUGAAAACCUCCCAAAAACAAAAAGUAUUCUGAUGAAGUCGCCUGGGUCGCCUGAUAAGAAGCAAUCAAAUGCAGAAGCAUUGUCUAUUAUGUCUAAAUUGAUAAAUAAGAAAAAGAACGAAGUAAUAAUGAAUGGUAGCCAGUUGUCAAUGGUUCCUCCAAAGGUUUCCGAUAAUAGCCAAUUAUCAUCAAUUGUUCUUCCAAAGGUUUCUGAUAGUAGCCAAUCAUCGUCAAUUGUUCCUCCAGAGGUUUCCGAUAGCAGCCAAUCAUCGUCAAUUGUUCCUCCAGAGGUUUCUGAGGUUUCACUAAAACAAGAUCAAGACGUCACAGUCGAUGAACUUUAUCAACUUGCAGUUGCGCCAGAAUUAGACGAAGACGAUGAAGCGAAGAAAACAUGGCAAGCAAAAAUAACGGCUAAAAAAAAGAAAAUAUCUUCAGCUACUAUUGUUCCACAUACCAGACGUCAAUUAAUCUCCGAUGAGAUGAGAUCAAAGGAUCCAAUUGUAAAAUCAAUGAAGCUAAAGGCAAAGUCUAUUGAUGGUGAAUCCAUGACUUCAGGAGAUGAUGGCAAGAAAGAAGAGUCAACGAAUCAACAAUCUAAAGAUGAUGAUGUUAGUAGUAAUGGUAAACUUGCUAAGGAUAAUUCACCUAUCCUGUUGGACACUACUAUACAGACUAAGAUUUCAUCAAAGGCUUGGAAAUGGGAUAAAAAUAAAGCUGCAGAACUUUUCCCGGACUUUCUUGAACCAAUUUCUGGUAUAGUGGAAUCUGGAGAAGCUCAAAAACGACAAUUGACACGCAAUCAACGUCUAAAUCAAAUGUCUGAACUAGAUGUUGUAACUUUUGAUCAACUAACAUCAAAUCAAUAUGAUAGGACGAGGGGCACAUAUCCAAGAAGAGGAGGAUAUAGAGGCGGAUAUAAUAACAGAGGAGGAUAUAAUGAUAGAGGAGGAUAUAAUGGUAGAGAAGGAUAUAAUAGUAGAGGAGGAUAUAAUAAUAAUAGAGGAGGAUAUAAUGAUAGAGAAGGAUAUAAUAGUAGAGGGGGAUAUAAUAAUAAUAGAGGAAAUCUAGUUGAAGGCAAUCGUAACCAAUUUCGUGGCGGAGGUAUGAAUCGUCAAACUCGAAGACCCACAAAUUUCCAAUUCAAUGCACAAGCACCGGAAAAUAUGCAAUUCACAAGUUCUGUGGACACAGAAUUUAACUGGUCACAUUUCAAUUCAAAAUAUCCUCCUGUCCAAAAUUAUUUUUUGAAAUCAGCGGCUAAACUAUCGCCGAUCGAACGUGCUGGAUUAAAAUUGGAAAUAAUUGGUGGUGACUAUCAUCGAUAUUUGAAUCUAUCACCGGCUACCGAAACUACAUUAAAGGAAAUAAAAAGUCCUGGUGGUGUGGGUGCUAAUAAGCAGCAACAGCAGAAGGAAUCGAUUGCACAAACGGUGAAAUCAAUGAGUAUUUUACUUGACGAUAAUACUUCAUAUUCGUAUUCUAUAGAUAAGAAAACAAUAUUUCUAGGGACUUUUAUGGAAGGAAUGCAGGGUCGAUUCAGGACCUUACUACCGCCUACUGCAGCAGCAGCAGAAAAAGUUGCUAGAAAAUGA